AGCUCCUCCGAAGUUCUGGGUUGUGAGGGAUGCUUUGUCUGUUGGUGUAUCUUGUUGUUGAGGCUUGGGUGCAAACGUUCUUAAACAGAAAGAAGGCCUACCUAAACAAGUAGUUUACAACAAACCUUUGAACAGUGAGAAUCUUGUUUAUUUCUGGACACCUCUUUCUAUAAAAGGCUUUUCUCAGACUGGCACAAAGACUACUGAAAUCAGCCAUCCUGAAUCAUCUGGACAAAAUAUGAAAUUCAUUGGCAUAAUUGUUUCUUUCUUCAUUCUCUUCACCCUUACUGCUCUUCGUAAUGCAGGAGCUCAAGACUCUUGCUCACACCAGUGUGGGGAGCUGCUUAGUACCUGUUCUUGCCAGGUGACGUGCCAGUCCUUGGGGAAUUGCUGCCCUGAUUAUAAAGAAUUUUGUCUUCAGAUUUCUCCAUACUCAGGAUCUCUGAUGGGAGGCAAAGACUUUUUGAUUGAAAAUACAGCUUUUAAUACCUCUUCUGUGCUAACAUGCAGGUUCAAGCAGGAAAUCAAAACCAGUGGCUAUAUUGCUGAGGAUGGAAAAGGCCACUGCAUCUCCCCGUUGCUUUAUGAGACUGGUUUCAUCCCUUUUGAAGUUUCUAUAGAUGAUGGGAGGACGUUCCCCUACUCUGGAACUUGGCUAUCAGUACAUCACAGCAAGGUUUCAGAUGAAGAAAAAUGUACUUUGGUAAAUGAGACAAAGUGGCAAUACUACGGUACCCCCAGCACUUACGGAAACUUAACUGUUACCUGGACACAUCAGGCACUUGCAGAAACCCACGUCAACAUAGAAGUCUGGGGAUACCAUGAAACAGGUGACAGCUACUCAGAAAACUGGUUGGCUGAAUGGAAAUAUCUUUAUACUUUGGCCAGAGAAAUCCCCAAUACAGGGAAACUUACUUUCACUCCUGUACCUGCUGAAGGAAAUUACAGUACAUGGGACUUCGGAAUUUUGAGGAUUACACCCAGCAGCUAUUCUGAUGGGCAGAGCAACAUUCCAUCACUCUGGAGCAAUGAGCAUGCAUUGGCUUGGCACCUCGGGAAAGACUUCAGGGAUGACCCAAAUGCAUGGGCAACUGCAAAAUGUAUGGAAUGGGACAGAAAGGAGGAGAAGCUUCCAAACUUCAAGGAAGAAAUUAUAGACUGCCCUUGCACUUUGGCACAGGCAAGAGCUGACACUGGCAGGUUCCAUACAGAUUAUGGCUGCAACAUUGAGAAGGGGAGUGUGUGUACUUAUCACCCUGGUGCUGUGCACUGUGUGAGAGCCAUUCAAGCCAGUCCCCAGUAUGCAGCAGGACAGCAGUGUUGCUAUGACCCCACGGGAACACAGAUCCUCACACAUGACUCCACGGGAGGCAGCACACCCGAUCGAGGCCAUGACUGGGGUUCACCACCUUUCCUGAAGCCUCCCCGGAUACCUGGCUUUUCCCAUUGGCUUUAUGAUGUUAUCAGCUUCUAUUACUGCUGCCUGUGGUCUGAUAAUUGUCAGUUCUAUAUGAAAAGGCGUCCCUCUAGUGACUGCAGGACGUAUCGCCCACCUCGAGCUGCAUCUGCUUUUGGGGAUCCUCAUUUCUUCACAUUUGAUGGUCUGAACUUCACCUUCAAUGGCCUAGGAGAAUACCUGUUGGUAGAGUCUGAUCUCACAUCCCUAAGGGUGCAAGGCAGGACACAGCAGGGUCGCCUUCCCAAUGGAACUGGAGCUCAGGGGACAGGCUUGUCUGCAGUGGCCAUGCAGGAGAACAACUCUGAUGUGAUUGAAGUACGGUACUCAGAGGAUUUGAAUCUGGAGGUCCUGUUAAACCAAAAGGUUCUCAACUUCUCUGAACAAACCUGGAUGGACCUGAAAGGUCUCUUUCUCCAUUCUACACCUGAUCAGAACAUCACAGUGAUGUUCUCUUCUGGGUGUGGAGUGGAAAUACGGGGAAAUGGAGGAUUUCUGACCCUGACAGUUCUGCUCCCAGAGAAGUUCAUGAAUCAUACACAGGGUCUCUUUGGGGUAAUGAAUGGCAAUACAGAGGAUGAGUACACCUUCAGGAAUAAAACCACCUUGCCAGUUCAUGCAAGUCCCCAGCAGUUGUUUGAGUUUGGAGCUAACUGGGCUAUUGAGAGUGGAACUUCUCUCUUUACUUAUGACACAGAGUUCUUACUGAACAAUUUCUUUUAUGGGGAGAAGCACAAUGCUUCCUUCCUGCCUGUGUUCUUCCCCCAUGAAGACCCUGCUGAUCCCCUGGUAGAAGAGAUGGUCUCACUCUGUGGCUCUGACCCGUUCUGCAGAUUCGAUGUCCUGACAACAAGAAGCCUUCAAGUGGGAAAUUCCACAAGACUAUCUCAUCAGAAUCACAAGCUGCUGGUAGAACAUCUGGAGCCAGUGAUCUCUUGUGGCUGGCUGGACCAUCCAAUCAAUGGAACAAAGAAUGGAACUAACUACCUGCUGGGCUCAAGCAUCAUUUUCCUCUGCAGUCAGGGCUAUGAACUCACCGGGUCAAAGGAAAGAACUUGCCAAGCAUCGGGGGCCUGGUCUGGAGACACACCCAGUUGCAUCCAGAAAAUAGCUAUUGAACAACUAAUUCUUCUUGGCUGUGUAUUUGGAAUAGUUGGUGUUGCAGUUCUGGCACGUCUGACUUUUUUAUGUAGAAAGGAGAGACACAAAGGAAACCAGAAACUUGUUUCAGAAGUUCCAGUAGAAUAAGAGACAAUGAAAUUCCAGCGGAGUUUUUAAUGAAAUACAG
Messenger RNA from Corapipo altera (White-ruffed manakin), 2744 nucleotides. It is a transcript of the gene SUSD2, whose product is annotated as sushi domain containing 2. Lineage: Eukaryota; Metazoa; Chordata; Aves; Passeriformes; Pipridae. Bases 239 to 2704 code for a protein of 821 amino acids. The transcript has 16 exons. The record is from RefSeq and is a predicted model, not a curated record.